UCAGCAACUGUUUAAACCCGAUACCCCCGGCAGUGAGAUUCAAUUUUAAUUGAAGGCCAAUUUUCUUUUCCAUACAGUCCUCUGUUGCUCUGGCUGAUGUUGAAUGACCAGGUGCAAAGGUGACGUAUGAUAAUAUUUGUCAAACAAGUUUUUGAGAUUUGGUGUGAAAUGUACUGUCAACCAGCUUCGGCUCGAUAGAGGUGUAAAUGAACCUAUUGUAUGCUGAUGUGGAGAUACCGGGCAGUAUAAUAAACUACUGCAGCGYUACUGGUGUUUAAGCAAUCGUGUCGUCAGUCGGGCACUUUGUACCAACGUAGAAGACGUCCGCGUCACUCAAGUUCCAAUACCUGUUUGUAUAACUCCCCUACGAUAUUGAGUACACAGAGAUUUGCGUGAGUACUCGACAGGAGCUGAAAUGAUAGCAGUGAAAAUUUCUACUGUGGUUUUGGCGUUAUGUUUACGUGUUGUAUAUGCUGAUGAGACGAUCGUAGUCAACACCGUACCUAUACAAGUGCCAUAUGGGCGAUCUGUCUUCAUAAACCCAAACACAAAACUAGUCAUAAAGAACCCCUCGAAUGGUCACUGUCGAGUGAGAGUUCUAAGGGAUAAUCCAUUGUCACAACGUAAUGGAUUUCUCUUCCCUGAUGUCUUUCCUUGUGAUUUUAAGCUCGGGGAUGUACGGUACACUCAUCUGGGUUCAAAAUUUCACACAGGAGAUUUCAUCAAGUUACAAGCUCGUGUCGAUACCCAGGAAAGAACAAAGAUUGUUCCUUUUGUCCUGAAAAUCUUUGUACAGUUUACUCCGAUGGAAAUAGUGCAGAAAAAUCUCCCCAUCGUGGUUCCUGAAGUCGGUGGAGUAUCGUCUGCUAUCAAUGAUGAGGUCCUUGGAUUUGUUUAUGCUUCGGAGGGUCACAUUUGUCAUGUUUCACUGCUUCGGUUCCAUGUAGUUCAAGCAGCUCCAAGAUAUGGGGAUCUCCUGAACGUCACGACAGACGGUUCGUCGAGGAAUCGUUUUGAGUGUAACGACUUUCUAACCUCGGAUAUUCGUUACCAUCACCGUAAUCUUCAAUCAUCGAACCGCGACUAUGUUUCACUGGUUGUGGAAAUAUCUGAUAAAACUUUAUCAGUAAUCAAGAGRGAGUACUUUCAAAUUAUUAUCCGCAUUCUUGGUGCGCGCGUUAAYGAAAGGCCUACUGCAUCUUUCGAAGCCUCGAAUACCUUAGAAGUCAAAGAUCACGACCUUGGAGCGAUCACUAGCAGUGUUCUCGCGGCAGUGGAUCUGGAGACAAGACCAGAUGACAUCAUUCUGAAUAUAAGCAAGCCUCUAGGAGCAGAGGAAGGAGAGUUGGUAAGUCUGGAUGAUCCUUAUCGUCCUCUCACAGCUUUUUACCAGAAAGAUAUUCGAGAUUUCAAGAUCGCUUAUCGACCACCUGCGAUCAAAGACGCUAAGCCACACAUGUUUCAAGUGGUGUUUAAUGCCAUAGAUGGCGAGGGCGCGAUCUCUGAUCCCAUCCUUCUUCUUAUCAUGGUCAAGAUGACUGAUAUAAACGCUCCGAUUGUUACCAGGAAUGCGGGCUUGAGUCUCUUCGAGGGGCAAUCACGGCCUUUAUCGAGCGCRCASAGUCUUAAAAUCGCUGAUAAAGACAACAUGAAUGACGUGAGACUCCAAGUUGUUGGGGGACUGCARCACGGUGACCUAAGGAUUAUGGGUAUUAGGAUAACUAUUUUCAUGGCGACGGAUUUGGAUCAUGUUGUGUAUCAUCAUGAUGGCUCUGAAACGUACAGUGAUAAUGUCAUCUUUCGCAUGACAGAUGAGACACAUGUUGUGGAGUUUGUAUUCCCAAUCACUAUCGCUCCGGUUGAUGAUCAAGCCCCGGUGUUGAUAUACAACACUGGACUAGUGCUAGACGAGGGAGACAUGGCAAGGAUUGACCAAUAUAUGCUAAGCGCRAUCGACGUCGACUCUGAUGACAUGAAGAUAAGUUUCAAGGUCAUGUCGUUACCAGUUUCAACUCGGUCACCAACCCCAAAGCCAACCCAGUCGUAUGAACAGGUUGGUAUGCUUUGCCUACGAAGGAGAAUUCUUGAGAGUAGUGAGACAAGGGACUGGGUUCUUCAAGCAGAUGGUUUCUACGAGAAAAACACCACGUUAUUCACUCAAGAGRAUCUCAUAGAAGGACGAGUGUUCUAUAGACAUCUUGGCGGAGAGGCGUUUCAGGACCAAAUCAACUUCGUAGUUUUUGACGACGCUAAAAUACCCAAUAUCUCKCCCAUCCAGGCGUUCAACAUCAUUAUCACCAAGGUUGACGAUCUGGCACCUAGAUUAAUCCCCGGUAGCACUUUAGUUAUGUCAGUUAAUGAGAWUGGGUGGAGCGUUUUAAACAAAUCUGUCAUACAGUACACUGAUAAUGAUUCUGAUGACUUCAAGCUGAUUUACACYAUUUCCAAGCCGCCCUACUUUGUCGACCGAACCAACUCCACUCUCAAAGCGGGGCGUCUCUUCCUGGUCGGCAGCGGUGUUGAAGUAUCCAAGUUUACCCAGAUGGAAUUGAAUCAUGGGAAGGUUGGGUACCGCGCACCUGAUAUUGAGAUAGGUGUCCUUCCAAGACAUGCGCAGUUCGAGUUCUCCGUAUCGGAUCCCGCGGGUAAUAAACUUACAGGAGAGGUGGUGAGUAUUACUUUGAACCCUGUGAAUAACCAAGUUCCGAGCGUGACUGUCAAUCAACUACGAGUACAGGAACUGAACGAAGUYAUUAUCGAUGAAGGAAUACUCAUGUUAAAGGACCAAGACACGCCCAUMGAGCAGAUCYGUAUGUCUUUGACAGUGUUACCAAGGUACGGYKUGUUGCUAAGGGACUUCACUYCUAURAAGARACAUGAUUGGUUCACGAUGGAUGACGUYAGAGGGUUAGCUCUCUCAUAUSAGCAUACUGUAGCAGGCGAAGUGAGCGAUGAGGCUGGUUUGUUAGUAGAUGAUGGGGUCCACAAGAAGGCGGCCRUGCUAGAAAUAGUCAUCACCCCAAAACCCCAAAACCUGUCCACCGUGGCACUGAAUGUCACCAUUAAAGUCAAAGAGCGUUCMAAAGAAAUCCUCAAGCUUCCACACUGYCUAGAAGARGYAGCCACAUCAAAGGACAACGACUCKUCACUUCGUGUGACCAACCCUCCCCGUGUGGGUAGGAUUUUGCUCAAUGAAGUCACAAGUGAAGARUUUCGCGUGCAGGAUGUGAUGAAGGGACUGGUAAGCUAUGAACAUAUCGGUCAGGAGACUGGGAUAGAUGGUGAUGAGGAUYAUUUUGAUCUUGCUUUUGUUAACAAGUCGCUCGUCAUGGAAGGCAGGCUGUACCGAGCACUUGAGGUGAUGACGCUGAUCGUCCCAGUCGAUAAUCAGGCACCACAAGUAACAAUCCAACGACCAAUGACGUUACGCGAAGGAGAAAAGACACRACUCUCGCUACAACACGUGACUAUCACCGACGCCGACACACGUGACACUGACGUCAYAUGUAUGAUUGAYGUGCAACCAACGUCGGGKUUUUUYGAGAACGUGUUGCCGUCACCAGGGUCUGAGAUCAGUAACGUUGGUAAGAGAAUAACAUCGUUCACUGCGCAAGACAUCAAGCAAGGGAAUGUUAAUUAUGUACAGAGUAAACACGAGGGAAGCGAGCCACGUAUUGAUUGGAUGGCGUUCUCGUGCAUGGAUACCAACAACACGUCAUCUCGAUAUCUGUUGAACAUUAUUAUYUUACCAAAGAAUGACGAGGCUCCACAUCUWUAUUACCGGGAUUUCGUAGUCAACGAAGGUGCUGAACUAGUAAUCGAUGUAACGUUACUUAACGCCAUGGAUGGCGACGCACCUCUCGAUGAACUCAUGUUCUACGUCAUUAAUGCUCCUAAACAUGGCAUCAUCACAGACACGCGCAUCGAAGGAAACAUUCCAGUGGAUAAGUUCACCCUGACGCAAAUAAGAAAAUCGACGUCUGUUGUCUACCAGCAUGAUGGUAGCGAGACUUUGGAGGAUUCUUUGACGUUGGCUGUGUCGGACGGUGUUCAUAAUACGACGCAGACAGUACCGAUAAAAAUCGUGCCAGUUGAUGAUGAACAUCCGAGAUUGGAGGUGAACAAGGGGUUACAACUUGCGGCGGUUGGGGAGAGUKAUCUCAUCACUUCACAAAAUCUAAAAGCCACUGAUAUCGAUUCUACGGAUGAAAAUAUUACUUUUGUCGUGCGCGCUGUUCCUGGAGCUGGGUUCUUGCAGAUGUUGCGCGAAGAUGGGUCGAUUCGUAAUCUGACGCAAGGAGAUGUUUUCACGCAACUGGAUAUCAAUAGACGUCUAGUGAUUUAUACGCAUAUUAARGGCAUACCUACUCCUAGAGAUGAGAUGUACUUCGACGUCACUGACGGUCUGAAUAAUCUUCUUCAUCAGGUAUUUUAUGUCUUCAUCAAAGCCGAUGAUCGAACACCCCCGACUGUAAUCAACGAAGGAGCUCGUCUAAGACAAGGCACUCGCGUUACCAUAACAACAGAUUUCCUUUCUGCGCAUGACAUAGGGAGCGAUAACACACGGUUGCGCUAUACGGUGACGAAAGUUCCCUCGGAGGGGCAUUUAGAGCUCAGCGACGCACCUGGAGUCUCUGUAACGUCGUUUACUCAGAAAGACAUCGCGUCUAACAAGCUCUUGUACGUCCAUACCAGUGAUGAGGAGAGCGCUGGCGACAGCUUUGAUUUCGAAGUCACUGAUGGAUCUAGUACGACCAUAACAAGAAGRUUUUUGAUUUCAAUUAUCGAUGUUAAUAACAAGAAACCAGUCGCAUUUYGUAAUACGUUGAGAGUCAAAGAAGGAAGCAGCGUUGCUGUUAGUCCGUUUGAACUGCGCGCAGAGGAUAGAGACACGACACCUGAGUCUUUGGUUUUCACGGUGACGCGCGUACCACUUCACGGAAAACUGUACAAAAGUGGUAUUAGCGUGAGGGAGUUUUCACAAUCGGACGUGAAUAAAGGAUUUAUCACGUAUCUUCACGAUGGAACUGAGACUACCAAGGAUAGUUUCUUUGUGUCUCUUAGCGAUGGAAGUCAUAAAGAGUUCUAUCUGUCACCAAAUACAAAGCUAUCGCGCAGUAAGCCCUUUGAAAUGGAGAUUGAAAUCACCGCAGUGGAUAAUAGACCACCCUUAUUGAUCCAUAACCGGGGCGUCACAGAUCUACAGGUGCUUAAACRAGGUACACUGGGUUUUGUCUUGGACAACACUAUUUUAAAGUCAGAGGACCGCGACAGUAACAAUUCAGCUUUGAUUUAUAGUAUUGAUGAUCAUCCUCUGAAUGGAUUCCUGACUACUUCGCUCUCGACUAAUACAAGCUUAGAUACAUUCACUCAACACGAUAUUGAUUCUUUGAGGAUAAGAUAUGUCUUGUAUCCUGGCCUAAACGUCACGUCAGAUGUGUUCACAUUUUCGGUGAUCGACCCUGCCGGGAAUACUCUUCCACGACAACAGUUUAGUAUCGUUUGGGCGCGAGUUUCUUUCACCAUUGAUUCCUACAAAGUCAAAGAGACAGAAGAGUCGCUCGUUGUCACCUUACAGCGCGAAGGCUUUCUCGGAGAUUCCUCAUUUUUGCGCAUGGCAAUGAUAGGGAACACUGCUGACCUGCGCGAAGAUUUUUCUGCCUCGACGACGAAUGUGCAGUUCAGUCCGGGACAAAAUAAGGUCAUGUGGAAGCUGCGUAUUAUUGACGACAGGAAGUAUGAAGCUAACGAGAMGCUAAGCUUGCAGCUUACUAGUCCAAGGGGAUGUGUCAUAGGAGCUAGGAAUACGACACUGGUCACUAUAGAAGAUCCUGAAGACUUACCCAUGCUUGAGAUGGUCACUCCUCAUCGCGUGGUCCAGGAAGGAGUGGGACGAAUGAAUGUGGAGUUGAGAAGGACUGGUGACUCGUCAACAAGCCUUCAAGUUUUGUGUGUUACUCGCUAUAAGAACGAACCAGGUUGGGCUAUAGGUAGUUUCCCGACCAGCGUUCUUUCUUAUUCUGACUUCAUCGUCCGAGAAGACGAACAAGACAGUCUCAUAACUCUAGAAAAGGGAGAAGUACGAAAGCUCUGCCCGGUUGUGAUCAUAGACGAUACGUUAUACGAGGAAGAGGAAAAGUUCAUUGUUGAGCUGAUGUCAUACAAGGGUAGUCACGUGAACAGUCAGUAUAACACUACUGAAGUGGUUAUCUCUCCUGAUAGACAAGACGUGCCAGUUGUAGAGUUCAAAAAACAAAGCGUCUCAAUUAAAGAAGACGUUGGUCUGUUGAAAGUCGAGUUGAUUCGCACUGGAGACCUCAGGUACUCUUCUCGCGUGAGGUGCUAUACACGACAAGGUACCGCCAAAGCUGGCGAGGAUUUCUCCGAAAGAACUAACACAGAUCUCUACCUCGUAACGUUUAACCAUGGGGACGCCACCAAGAAUUGUGAAGUCAUKGUUACUAACGACUUGGUGUAUGAGGGUGAGGAACGAUUCCGAUUGGUUGUUGAAUCGACCAAUCACAAUGCUCGUGUCGGAAGCAAGAACACUACGAUUAUUWCUAUUGAMGAUSMUGARGAUGAACCACUCAUCCAGCUAACAGAAGACCGCAUAUUUGUCGAUGAGCCCGCGAGCAAGRGGCAGAAUACCCACGUGACAGUUGCUGUGCAACGUACAGGAGAUCUGAGCCAAAGGUCUCGCGUAAGGAUCUUCACCGUUGACGGGACAGGAAAAGCUGGUCAAGAUUAUCAACCAUUUACGAAGGUUUUGUCGUUUUCUGGUAACGAAACGAGCCACGAAGAGCAAAUARAAAUACUGUUCAACAAAAACCGCCAAAUGCGCCGUGCCUUCCACGUGUACAUMUCGUCAGACCUGACACGGUCUAGCAGCCUGGGACGAAAGAAGACAAUAGUAUUCAUCGACAAAACAGUCAUGACGUCAUCAGCUACCUUCCCUUUGAUGCCCAAAGUCGUGUCGCUUCGUCAUUAUGAUAAAGUUAAUGGAUUUGUUGAAGAGAUCCCGCUUGGGUAUCCUGUGGUUUGCGUAACGGCUUGUGACCCGAAAUUCUCUCGCUACUCAGAGACAGGGUCGAUGUGCGCAUCACAGAACAUCGACAACACGUUAACGCAAUACCGUUGGCAGAUCGCUAGGUCAACUGAGCAUGCGUUUAUGGAUGUAACCGCUGACACUUUCUUCACCUACACUGACCAAGUCACCCUGGACAGUAUAUACUUGAUACCGGGAUCUCGCGUGCGAUGCGUUGCUCGUGCGGUGACAGCAAAUGGGGAGCCUGGGCUGGAAUCUACGAGUGUGGCAGUUACUGCACAAACAAAGAAAGGGUUAUGUCAAUCACGUGAUUCGAGUCACGUGGGAUCUGAACCUUUUACAGCGAGUAUUGCAUUCASUGGCGCAAGGAAUGAUGGGAAAGACAACAUGGUGCAUAUCAAGAUACAAAUCCCCCAUACUGACGGGCUUAUUCCUAUCAUAUCGACACAAAUGCCGGAUAUACGGGAAAUGAUUUCCCCCGGGGCUCUACGAGUUGCGCAGCAUAAGUGYUCAAAUGUCCUUGACAAGGAUGAAAUUACCACCUCCUUUGGUUUUCUUCAUAACGGCAUCAAAGAUGCAGGGGUCAUCACAGAAGCAGAACCUUACCAGUUUAGUUCACAACUGCGAGGGAACACCACGGUGCAAUUUUACAAGAACCUCAACCUUGAGUCAUGUGUUUGGAGUUUUGAAAGUUUUUUCGACAUUUCUGAAUUGAUUCAGCUGUGUGGUGCAAGCCUAAUCACUGGCCGUCAAGUAAAAGGCUUAACACAGUCACAGCUGUCUUUACGAGUUCCACUCUACGUGUCUUACGUUUACCGCUCACGAACAUCRCACACCGAUUGGCUGCACUACGACCAUGCUAUGUUCUUGCGCCUGACUUUGGUGUAUGAUACCGCUGUACUUCUUAAAGAUGGUGUGCAGACUCCUGAAGGCUCGAUCGUAAGCGGAAGUCUUUGGCCAACGAGCAUUGGGAUAAGAGAAUCUGAUAAAAAUUUGGUAGUGAAAUUUAAGACUAAAACAAAAUUCCGAGGAACAUUUUUACUACAGAAAGAAGAUUUCACGGCCAUGRUCAUAUCACGUGAUCACCCCCAGCUGACCUUUACCCUCACACUUCUGUCGAGUCAGCAGUCAUACGAUAACCCUGUCCAGCGAUGGCAGUUUACGUCAGACUACUCUGCAAAGGACUACACUGGGUCAUACUACAUUAAACUAAURCCAUGCGUUGCUAGCAUAGACACAGUUUACUCGAAGCCAUUGGUCUGCAAUCCCAAGGAACCAAUCACUUUCAAUCUACCAAUCAGGUUCCAGCAGAUUCCCGACCCAGUCCCUGCGCGCUUUACCCUCUCCGUCAACUUCGAUCUGAUGAGUGAGAAAAGCUUAUGGCUGACCGGCAAAGUACUGAAUGCCAGCGAGAGGGAACUGGAUGCUGCUUUCUCUCGAGACUCUAAGAUCUAUGGUCGUAUCAUGCUGGAUCAAGGAAGAAGGAAUAGUGGUGUGGAGUCUGGGUAUCAAGUCUUCACAGAGAAGGUGUUCCUCUGCAGUAGUGAGGGGGAAUACACACCUUCUUACGACCCGGUGAAAAAACAGUUUGGGUGCCUUGAAGACUCACAUUAUCUAGUACAUCGUAUUAAAGUCUUGGACAGAGAGUCACCAAGCUCAGUGUCCAGUAAACUCGGUAAAGCAGCUUUUAACGCCAAAUUUGUGUCAGACGAUGCUGAAGCUAUUGAACUAGCACAACGAUCAGAUGCAGAUGGCUUCACAUUGAAUUCUGCUCCGCUCUUUGAGGUCCCACGACCACAGAAGUGGUUCAUGCACGCGGUGUAUUCAGUCAGCUCUCAUCCUCGCAAGAAACAAAGAAUCCCACGUGAUACUCUUGAUUCCCCGCUUACUUAUCACGUGAUUGAUCAAACGGAUUUCGAUCUCCAUGGUUCUGAGCCUGCGCAACACGUUGGUAGUAGUCAUCAGUCAUAUAGAAAAGGUAUGCGCGUGCGCAGGCAAGAGAGCGAUGGUGCCUCGUUAGGAGUUGGAACAGGAACAAAUAUGAAGAUGAUACGAUUGAUUUACGAAUCGAUGGACGAAACGAAGUCGACGGGCCGCCUGGCCAAAACGAACGAUUCUUUGAAUAAAGACAAUCAGGGUCUUGUGAACCCGCUGGUUAUUGGUAUCGCGGUAGUAUGCGUGGUUCUUCUCGUCGCUCUUGUGGUUGUAUGGACGUUAUACAAGCGAAAGAACCGACGGGAACUGCCUGUUGAAACRAACACAGAUAGCGUGAGUACACCACAAAGUAAAGGUACCUUGGUAUAGAUCUAUGGAUGUUACUAUGACGACUGUCAAUUUUGUAUAAAAUAUCGUAACCUCAUUUAUCUUUAAAGAGUUAAGACCUUUUGAGAUUGGGCCCCCUGUGGUAGGAGAAUAACUGGCACAGGAAGCCCAACCAAAGUAAAUCAUAUAAUACAAAAGAUACCUUUAAUGGAGCUCAAUGUUGUCAUGACGAUUAUGUAUGUUAAAUAAAACAACUUAGGUAGAUCAA
Actinia tenebrosa (Australian red waratah sea anemone) is the source of this 9575-nucleotide messenger RNA. Its product is annotated as FRAS1-related extracellular matrix protein 2. Lineage: Eukaryota; Metazoa; Cnidaria; Anthozoa; Actiniaria; Actiniidae. The record is from RefSeq and is a predicted model, not a curated record. Gene Ontology annotation, cellular component: membrane. Gene Ontology annotation, biological process: anatomical structure morphogenesis; cell communication.